AUGAAGCAUCUGGAGACAAUCGAUGCCCCGGAUCCUUCUCGUCCAGGGCCUCCUACGAACAACGGCGUUCCCCGUGGGUACCUGUGGUCUGACAGUGGCCCUGGCGUAUCGUUCAAUACGUUGUACGAGAUGAACACAUGGCUAGACGAACAGCUCGCGCUAUCGUGUCCUACUGCUUCUCUGGACCUGAAGCCACAUGAACUAAAAUCAAGGCACAUGGACAUCACGCCUCGCAACAUCAUACAAACCGCCGAUGACAAGAUAUGCUUUGUAGACUGGCAAUUCGCAGGAAACUAUCCCUGGGCCUUCGAAGCAGUGCAUCUCAACUGUUGCGAGUUCGAUGAUCCCGUAUUCUUCGAGGCCUUGUUCAAGUCGUUGCCAGAAUACGAAGAGGUGCUGAAGUCGAGAAAGUACAAGGAUCUGUUGGAAGUGAGGAAGAACAACAUCCGGUACGGCGUUGCACGGCAUUUGGUUCCGCCCUCGCCUAGCCGACAGGAUGAAUCAGUUUGA
Messenger RNA from Zymoseptoria tritici IPO323, 510 nucleotides. RefSeq lists its product as uncharacterized. The coding region runs from base 1 to 510 and encodes 169 amino acids. Lineage: Eukaryota; Fungi; Ascomycota; Dothideomycetes; Mycosphaerellales; Mycosphaerellaceae. The record is from RefSeq and is a predicted model, not a curated record. The transcript has a single exon.